This is a messenger RNA of Pediculus humanus corporis (human body louse), 819 nucleotides long. Its product is annotated as translin-associated protein X, putative. NCBI's taxonomy places the organism in Eukaryota, Metazoa, Arthropoda, Insecta, Psocodea, Pediculidae. The transcript is spliced from 2 exons. The coding region runs from base 1 to 819 and encodes 272 amino acids. Gene Ontology annotation, cellular component: nucleus; cytoplasm. Gene Ontology annotation, molecular function: sequence-specific DNA binding; RNA binding; RNA endonuclease activity. The record is from RefSeq and is a predicted model, not a curated record.
AUGCCUAAGGGAUCUUCAGAAUUUGUUAUUGGCAGUCAAGCCAAAGAAGCUUUAAAAAAAAUUGAUGAAAAUUCUAAAACAAUUCAGUUAUUUAAAAAUUAUUCUAGGCAAUUAGAUGCAAAAUCAGAUAAAUAUGAAAGAUUAGUUAAAAUUAGCAGGGAUAUAACAAUUGAAAGCAAAAGAAUAAUUUUUUUACUUCAUACAAUUGACAGUGACAAGAAGAAAGAAUUAGUUUUGAAUCAGGCGGAAUUGAGAUUACAAAAUCUUUUGAACCAGAACUUUAAAAAUAUUGCUAAAGAAUUAGAUGAAGAAGAUCAUUACCUUUAUCACAGAGCCUUUUCACCUGGCAUUCAAGAAUUUAUAGAAGCAUUAAUUUAUUUUAAUUAUUUAAAGCAUAAAAGAAUUUUUAAUUUGUCUUACUAUCAAGCAAAGUUUGAGUUUAAAAUUAUUGAAAAACAUGAAAAUUCCUAUAAGGAAAGUGACAGGAAAAUUGUCACUACUUUGGUACAAAAUGAUUUUUUACUCGGCCUAUUGGAUGCAACAGGUGAACUCAUGAGAAAAUGUAUUAAUAAUUUAGGUUCAGGUGAAAUUACAGAUUGUGGUGACACUUGUGACUUUGUCAGAAAUGUAUAUUCUGGUUUUUUGUCUCUUUCCUAUUUUGGAUGUAAAGAAGUUUUAAGGAAAUUGAUUGUUUUGAAACAAACCCUUUUAAAAAUUGAAAUGGUUUGCUACAAUAUUCAUAUUAGAGGAAAUGAAAUGUUAAAUCACAUUCUCUCAGAUAUAGAUGAAUUUAAGACAUAUGUUGGAAAAGACGAAUAG